Toxotes jaculatrix (banded archerfish) is the source of this 435-nucleotide messenger RNA. RefSeq names its product natriuretic peptide A (gene nppa). Gene Ontology annotation, molecular function: hormone receptor binding; hormone activity. The record is from RefSeq and is a predicted model, not a curated record. Bases 1 to 435 code for a protein of 144 amino acids. Gene Ontology annotation, cellular component: extracellular region; nucleus; cytoplasm. NCBI's taxonomy places the organism in Eukaryota, Metazoa, Chordata, Actinopteri, Toxotidae. Gene Ontology annotation, biological process: cGMP biosynthetic process; neuropeptide signaling pathway; negative regulation of systemic arterial blood pressure. The transcript has 3 exons.
AUGAGGACUGCGGUCCUGUGGGGCCUGCUGGCCCUACUGUGUCAGCACACACUGGUCAGCAGCCACAUACUGGGAAGGGCCUCUUCUACCAGUGACCUUGCUCAGCUCAAGUCUUUACUGGAGCGCUUUGAGGAGACUCUGGCUCAAGCAGCCCAAGAGGAGGACUCUGAAGCUGAUUAUGAAGGGCCAAACCAAGAGCUUCAGCGCAGCCAGGCCAGCCAAGGAUGGAGCCUGGACCAGGAGGGGGACCAAGAACCUCUGACAUCAGAAAGAUCUCAGCUACCGGCAGAGGGCCACAGCAGGGCCACGAGUCAGAGGAGCCGUCUGCAGGAUCUGCUGCUGACCGCCAGGAAACGGGCCUCCAGCUGCUUCGGAGCCAGAAUGGAUCGGAUAGGAAACGCCAGUGGUUUGGGAUGCAACAGCGCGAGAGGGUAG